Molecule: messenger RNA, 696 nt
Organism: Galendromus occidentalis (western predatory mite)
Lineage: Eukaryota; Metazoa; Arthropoda; Arachnida; Mesostigmata; Phytoseiidae
Exons: 1
Coding region: 1-696 (231 amino acids)
Source: RefSeq, a predicted model, not a curated record
AUGGAUGCUCAUGAAAAUGCUCCGUCUCAUAGAGCCUGUUUCGCUGAUUGGAAAGAGCUCGAAAGAAAUCUGAGAACUAAUAGCGCUAUCGAUAUCGAAGUGCAAUCAGUGUAUGCAACCGAGAAACAGAAAUGGAGGUAUGUUCUCAGCAGAAUAAGUCACUGCAUCAAAUUCCUGGCUACACAGAAUUUGCCACUCAGAGGCCACCGGGAAAACCAAUGCGAAGACGUGGGUAAUAUCGGGAAUUUUCUCGGCCUAAUGAAGCUCGUCGCAAACUUCGACCCAAUCAUCAAGGACCACAUGACUCGCUCUCGGGGAAAUCCGGGCUCGACGUCCUAUCUGGGGUCUAGAACGCAGAAUGAGCUCAUUCAUCUCAUGGCAGGACAAGUGAAGGAAAAACUCCUGAGAAAAAUCAGAAAGGCCAAAUAUUACGGGAUUCUCGUGGAUUCCACACCCGAUCUUGCUCACAGAGAGCAACUUUCGUUCGUGUUGAGAUAUGUCGACGUUGAUUAUGAACAGAAAAAAGCUCAGGUCAGGGAGUCUUUCCUCGGCUUCGUUCAAGUACAUGAAAAGAAUGCUGAGGCAUUGGUAGCGACGAUCUUGAAAAACUUGAGGACGACAAGCUGGAUUUCGGGAACUGCCGGUCCCAAUGCUAUGACAAUGCCGCCGUCAUGGCCGGUCACCGCUCCGGUGUGA